AAAGGGGCGGGGCCAGAGGGCGGAAGUCGCGCGGUGCCAGCGGAGCCCGGACAUGGCGGGCGUGAAAGCUCUCGUGGCCCUUUCCUUCAGCGGAGCCAUCGGGCUGACGUUCCUCAUGCUGGGCUGCGCCCUGGAGUACUACGGUGUGUACUGGCCUCUGUUUGUGUUAAUAUUUUACUUCAUCUGCCCCAUUCCCCACUUCAUUGCCAAGAGGGUCAGUGAUGACAGUGAUGCAGCCAGCAGUGCCUGCAGGGAGCUGGCCUAUUUCUUCACCACAGGAAUUGUUGUCUCUGCCUUUGGAUUUCCUAUCAUCCUUGCUCGGGUGGAAGCAAUCAAAUGGGGAGCCUGUGGCCUGGUGCUGGCUGGCAAUGCAGUCAUUUUCCUUACUAUUUUAGGCUUUUUCCUUGUGUUUGGCAGAGGAGAUGACUUUAGCUGGGAGCAGUGGUAGGAGCUCGCUGUGGUGCUGGUAAUGCUGAAUAUUUUACAGCCUUUCUGCCCUGCUCUGUGUGUAUGUACAGAUAUUGUAACGUGUGUGGUGCACAUCCACGUGGCUUUACAUUAUCACUUCAUAACUUGCUUUUAAAAUGCACUUCAGCCAAAGGGACAGUGCUGACAGUUGGUUUAAAGUAGUCACUCAAAUCUGGGAUUAUUAUGAAUUUAUCCUUGACGUUUACAAAAUAUAAGCAGUUUUACCUAUUUUUUCCCCACUCUAUUUGCAUUAAUUUUUGGUUUAAUUUUUGUGUCGUUGAUCCAUUGGUCACUAUUCCUGUUGGGUUUUUAACCAUAUAAUCAAAGUAGAACAAUAUAAAGAUUAUCCUAAUUGGUAUUGUUAAACUUGAUCAAUCUUUCUGCUUUAAUUGAGUUAGCAUUUUCUUUACAUCUCAUUAAUUGUAAUUUGAGGGGUUUUCCUUAAUGACAUAAAGCCAAACAUAAGUUCUGUGAACUCUUACUCCCUAAUGAAAGCAAAAGAAAAUAACCCUGGUUAAAAAUCCUUCUACUUAUGUUUAUUUAAAGAUAAUUUUCUCCCCACAAAGAUAACUCCCUGUGCCUAUUCAGUGUAAAAAUUGUGGAUUUAUUUGGGGAAUAAUAUAUUUUAAUGCAUCUUAAAGCUGACAUGACUUCUAUGAAGGUUCACAAAAGGAGGAACUACCCUCAGGACACUUAAAAUCACAAUUUAGUGUUCAACUCUAUUUUUAUGUGUGUAAAAUGCCUGAAUUGCUAAGAAUUGAGUGUUCUGCUGGGUAGGAUUUCUUAUCUCCUCCUUGCUUUUAAAACACACUUAUUCAACUCCUAUUUUUUUGUCUGUAAGAAGGUUGUUAUUACAUUAAAACACUAUAUUUUUAAAUAGCAUUAUCCUAGUAAACAUUCAUAUAAUCACACUAAGAAAAAUAAGUUUUAUUACUUUAGUUUUGUAAGAAUAGAGUGAAGCUUCAGUAAUUAAUUACAUGAACACUCUGAAACAGGGACAGAAAUCAUUCUGUGGUCCCCAGUCAUGGAAUAUGGUUCAAGCAGGAAUGGAAAAUUGAGUUUCAGGAAGGUUAAUUCCAUGUUUUCAGUGGAAGUUUCAGCUGUGUGAGAGGGAGCAGCUGAGUAGCUGUAUUUUAUAGUGCAGGGUGUCCAGGCUGUCUCCUGCUAAAAGAGGAAUUAACAUUAAAGGACACUUUUUUCUGGAUGUUAAUGCUCCGUCCAAGACAUAGCAGGAUAAACUUGUAAAGAUCCUGGGAAUAACAAGUUACCUUGGUGUCUUCUUCCUAUUUUUGAUGCAAUCUGUUGGAUCCUACUCCUAGGGAAAUUAUUUGUUUUAAUGAUAAACCAAAUCUUUCAGAUUAAACAUGACUUCCAUGUUUAAAUCCUGCUUUGGUUUUAAAGAAGUUGCCUUUUUUCCCUAUACAGUGGCAUUUUUCACUGGAUUAAUGAAGUAAAGCAGUGAAAUAAAACCCAGUCAGUGCCUGAUGAUAAAUUCCUAAUGCCAUUGCUAACAAUUCUAUUAAACUCCUGUUGGAUCAGGAUUGGAUUCUGGGAUGGUUUUACUCCAUUUAUGUACCAAAGGCUGCAAUAGAAAUCUACAAAACUACUCAAUUAGUGGUGGAGUUUUGGGGAGGAAAACUGAGAUUUAAUUUUUCCUUAAAGUGAAUCCUGAUUUGUGGGCUCUGUGGCAGUGUGUGAGUUCUCAGUGGGACAGGGACAGUGAACAAGGACAAUCUAAAAUGACCAGGAGGACCAGAAAGUGCUGUUUUAAAUUGCUCUUUGCCAAAUUCUUCCAUUGUACUGUAUCCUGUUUGGGCUGUGGUUGGUGGGUACCUCAUGGGUGUUGAGUGGAGAAGAUCAAUGCUUUUUUUAUUAUUAUUAUUAUUAUUAUUUUUCUUUGGAAGCAGCUACGUGCACUAAUCCCCAAUGUGAACUUCAUGCAGUUUUCACAUGGACUUUACAUUUAAUGUUUAAAAUUGUGUUGAACAGUGUUGAAAUCAUGGAGAUCUCCCUUGACCUCUGUAAAAGUAAAUUUGCUUUGUUAUCAAAUAUGGUAAAAAAUAAUAUUUCUGUGGGGUUUUUGUCCAGAGCUUCGCUCCCACUAAGCUCUGAUGGUCUGUACUGGGAAUUCUGUCCUAUCCCUCCAGUAGCAGUUUACUGUGGUUUCUCUGAAAUGGUUGUCCUAUGUGGAAGUGAAUACUGUGUAUCCAAAGUGCCUUAAUUUCCACACAACGCUGAUUUUUGUGGAUGCACCUCCAUGGCAAUAUCACUGUGUGUUCCAUAAUCAGCUGGAAAUCUGUGGCUGCAUUUUCCAAAGCUUCCUUGUCAACUAAUCCUGUUUCCUGUAGUUGGGAAUGCAGGGCAGCUUUUGUACCUUUUGUAAACACUGUUUUUAUCUUCUGUGAUUGCCGUAUCCUUGAGAUCAUGAAGUAUUAAAACAUGGACAUUCAAAUAUAUUCUACUUUUCUUUCCAAGUUGCCUACUAAAACUGACUUCUGGAAUUGUCUAAUAAACAUAUCUGAUGCUUAA
Corvus hawaiiensis (hawaiian crow) is the source of this 2997-nucleotide messenger RNA. It is a transcript of the gene LEPROT, whose product is annotated as leptin receptor overlapping transcript. Lineage: Eukaryota; Metazoa; Chordata; Aves; Passeriformes; Corvidae. The record is from RefSeq and is a predicted model, not a curated record. Gene Ontology annotation, biological process: negative regulation of growth hormone receptor signaling pathway; late endosome to vacuole transport via multivesicular body sorting pathway. The coding region runs from base 53 to 448 and encodes 131 amino acids. Gene Ontology annotation, cellular component: endosome. The transcript is spliced from 4 exons.